AUGGAUGAUGAACUGAUUGGAAUGAAAAUGGACAUGACGACAGCGAAAGGAAAAACGACCGAGCAUUACAUGUGGAUGUGGUUUCACACGAAACUACAGGAUACGGUGUUGUUCAGUGGAUGGAAUGUCACUGAUGUUGGAAGCUUGUUGUGGACAUGUGCGAUCAUCAUCGUUGCUGGAAUCCUUGUUGAAUCAAUUAAAUAUCUGCGAUUUAUUAUUCAAAAGAAGCAGAAAAAAUCAAGAGACCCAAAGUAUAUUAACCGACUAUUUUCUGGUGCACAUUUUGCGCAGACUUUGCUCUUUUUGCUUCAACUUGGGCUCGGAUACAUGCUUAUGCUUAUUUUCAUGACAUUCUCGAUUUGGUUGGGACUGGCAGUUUGUAUUGGAUUAACAGCUGGCUACCUCAUAUUUGGAUAUCAUAUGCAUUAA
Caenorhabditis bovis is the source of this 429-nucleotide messenger RNA. NCBI's taxonomy places the organism in Eukaryota, Metazoa, Nematoda, Chromadorea, Rhabditida, Rhabditidae. The record is from the annotation of a GenBank genome assembly.